ACAUGACAUGACAGCUCAUUUAAAUUGACAGAAAAAUUUUUGUUAUUUUUUUACAUCUUUUUUUACAGAAAAGCCGGAUUUAUAAAUAAAGAAAAACCAAUUGAAGCUUGACAAUUAUUAAUAAGAUUGAAGUAAUAUAUUAACUAUUGAUCUAAAAGACUUGUAUGAAUGAUAAAUUAAUAGGAAAAAGUUGAUAUUUCUGACAUUUUCGCAACACGUGCUUUUACUCUAGUAACUUUAAACCUUCAACUUGCUCCAAAAGCAAUGGAUGUUCUACAGAGACCCGCCGACGAAUUCGUCAACGAUGGUCUUGUCGAAGAAAUGUGGGCCAUGAAAGCCAUGGAACAUGCUGAAGUGUAUUUCAAUCUUAUUUGCAACAUCGAUCCUAGAAGUGUUAAAUUAUCACCAUUCGAUGAUAUAAUCUACACAACAUUCAGACAGGAUUUUCCAAAUUUAAAAAUUGACAAAAUUCAAGAUGAUGAUUUGAAAACACCCGACCAAAAAAUCAAAUGGAGAGCUUUUAUUGAGAAGUUCAAUAAACUCGAAGACUUUUCCUAUGGUACACUGCUGAGAUCUGAGGCUGAUAAAGAAUUUUCACCCGAGAAUUCGUUGCUUGUUGUGCGAGUACAAUUUUUGGCAAUUGAAAUUGCUCGGAAUCGCGAGGGAUUGAAUGAUGUGGUGAGAGAAAAGUUUAAGCCUAAAGUCCUGCCCAAACCAACAACACCGCUACCACCAACAGCAGCAGAAGCAGCACCUCUUGAAGAAAAAGCAACAUAGUUUAUUUAUAUUCUUUUGUUAUUAUUCAACCAACUCGAAUUGUAACAAAAUUUGUUUAUACAUUUUUUAGAUUUAGUACGAUAAAUAGAUAUUUUUUAAGGGCAUAGCAAAGGA
Messenger RNA from Eupeodes corollae, 891 nucleotides. Its product is annotated as protein PBDC1. The transcript is spliced from 3 exons. NCBI's taxonomy places the organism in Eukaryota, Metazoa, Arthropoda, Insecta, Diptera, Syrphidae. The record is from RefSeq and is a predicted model, not a curated record. Bases 265 to 777 code for a protein of 170 amino acids. Gene Ontology annotation, cellular component: cytoplasm.